AGGAUGCAAAAGUUAAUGUGGUUUGAUUAGCAAGUGGCGCUUGUAAAAUGGCGACUGGCUGGAAUGCUCCCCAGGGAGCGGAGAAUAUGCAUACAAAGUGUGACCCGGGUAUUAAUAUAUAUCUGUAAAGCACAUUGAGAGAGCCUGUGGUCCUGAAAUGCGCUAUAUAAGGACAAACUAUUAUUAUUAUUAUUAUUAUUAAUUUCUGCAUUUGAAUUGAAGUCUGUUUUCGCCAUUAGCAUUAUUGACUACGUUGCACACCACACUGAUAUCUGCAGUGUGUUUAUCUUCAAUCUGACAAUGAUGAAAAAUGAACUUUUACAGAUGUAAGAGCUUAGAAGGAACAUUACUUAUAGACCAGUAUAAUCUAGAUCCUUAUUGAAGCGAAAGACUGCACGAUAUUUGAUGCCCACCUAACAAUCACUAGAAAAGGUUGAGAUAGAUCUAUAAACCUAGUCUAGUUUCUGUUGUUUAGAGUUUGUUUGGCUUAACUUAAUACUAGUCUUAAGCAUUUAUUUAACUUUAGAAUCAACCCUAAAUCAUAACAGUCAAAUAUAGGUUUUUAUUGUUUUUUUUCAAAUUUUCACCCUCUUUAUUUUCCACAGCUAAAACAAUGAAUAUGGAUGAUCUUCCUCCCCCUCCUCCUCCUCCUUCUCGUUCUUCUUCGUUGUCUUCUAUUCAGUCUGUUACAUCAAGCAGUUCAAAACCUUCCGAUCCAUCUCUUCAUCAGUCUACUCAGUCACUGCCCUCACUUCUUGAACUUUCUAUCUCUGAUCUGCCUUCUUCUACUCUCCCCAGCAUUGGUCUUUGCCCUACUCCAUCUUUUCAUCCCUGUCACCCUCCAUCUUUUCAUCCCUGUCAUCCUCCAUCUUCUCUGCCCCUGCAUGCUUCUUCUUCUGCAAAUGAUGAUCCACUACAUGGAUUGUCUUGUCAGUGCUUUGUCUUCUUUUUUCUCCAUCUCUUGAUCAUUCUUUGUUUUCUUUACAUUAUCAUGGUCGUAUCGUAUCUUUUUCUUUAAAUGUUUGUCUUCAUCUUCUUUGUCUGUGUAUGCAUGUUCUGAACGUAAUGUUUCUAUCCCUGCUAUACUAGCUAUCCAUUUUCUUCUCUCCAAAAGAAAAUAUGUUGAGAUGACAACCAGACGCCGCCGUGUUGCACCCCAUCAACAGGUAGAGAAAUGGUGCAGGGCUGAAAAAGACCCAGAUGGCUUUGAAAUAAAGUUUGUGAAUGAGACAAUAGGUCAUGGACUUUUCACAUGCAAACACUUCCAGAAAGGUGAUUUUCUUCUAGAAUACAGAGGGAUUUUCAGUGAGACAUUAGAUGCAGAUGAAGACAAUGACUACACAUUUCAUUUUCUUCAUACAGGUGUGAACUACAGCAUUGAUGCAUCUGAUCCAGAGGCGGGGUUAGGCCGUUGGAUUAAUGAUGAUCAUAAGGCACCAAAUUCUGUAAUGAAGAAAAUCAUCCUGCAUGACUCAAGUCCACAUCUGUGUCUGUUUGCAUGUGACGAUAUUCAGGUGGGGGAGGAAAUACGAUACGAUUACGGCACUAAGGAUUUGCCAUGGCGGCAGCCUCCCACACCAAACGUCAUGCCACACACUAACAUCAACGUGCAGGAAACGCCUAGCAAGAAGCUGCCGACACCCCACAGCAUGGACAUUGUCACCUCUACUACCACCAAUAAGCUGCCCCAUAUGCCAGAUGCAACAUCCAAGCCAGCAUCACAACCAAUCAUGAACAACAUCAGCAACCAAAGCUCUCACCAGUGUCCUAUCCAAGGAACACCAUCCACCAGUCAACUACUACCCCACUCUCAAGAGGGUGGCACACCAACAUCCGAUGAUAAUGGGACAGCUAGGCAAGAGGUACACUCCCUGAGUAACAGCAUGUCUUGCAGCCAGGUUGAUGCCUGCUAUAACCCGGACUUAGAUUCCCCAGGUGUCAUAGAUGGAAGUGAAGAGGGACCAGAAGGCUUAGAUACCCAAUUGCACACACCAAUUGUGGAGCACACCUCCAGUAACAUGCAGGAAACGCCUAGCAAGAAGCUGCCGACACCCCACAGCAUGGACAUUGUCACCUCUACUACCACCAAUAAGCUGCCCCAUAUGCCAGAUGCAACAUCCAAGCCAGCAUCACAACCAAUCAUGAACAACAUCAGCAACCAAAGCUCUCACCAGUGUCCUAUCCAAGGAACACCAUCCACCAGUCAACUACUACCCCACUCUCAAGAGGGUGGCACACCAACAUCCGAUGAUAAUGGGACAGCUAGGCAAGAGGUACACUCCCUGAGUAACAGCAUGUCUUGCAGCCAGGUUGAUGCCUGCUAUAACCCGGACUUAGAUUCCCCAGGUGUCAUAGAUGGAAGUGAAGAGGGACCAGAAGGCUUAGAUGCCAUGUCAGAGGUGUCAGACCUGUCGGAAACUACUACAGAUCUAACAGAUGAUUCUGACCCGGAUUACAUACCGGAAUCUGAUGAUGAUGUUGGGGAAAGGGAGAUGAGUCCUGUCGUUCCUAUCCCUGGAUCUUUUAAUAUUCAUCGUGGUUGUCUACCCACUCCUGAAGAUGAAGCAUCAACCAGUGAGAAUCAUGUAGACAGCACCUCAAAAGCAGUAUUGCAUGCCUGCAGUAGGUCUUCAGGGAUACAAGUGAAUGCCACAGCAAAUGGAAGAAGCAAAAGCUGGGAUAAAGUCCAAUAUUGUCCUUUCUGCAUGGAACCUCAGAAGAAAUUACCUCGCCAUUUACAAACUCCCAAACACAGAAACGAACCACAGGUGCAGAAAUGGCUUUCUAGUGAAGACCAAAAGGAUAAAGUGAGACAAUUGACACUAAUGCGCAAUUAUGGAAACUACCUACACAAUAUCUCUGUCCUGAAGAAGGGAGUUGGAGAACUCAUUGUUGUUCAUAGGCCAGCAGACAAGUCAGAUCCAUCAGAUUACGUUCCCUGCUCAAACUGUUAUGGUUUUAUCACGAAGACAGAAUUGUGGAAACACAAGUGCAGCCAGAUACUUGAUAGUAUACCAUCUGGGAAAACAAAGAAACGAGGAAAAGUGCGUGCUGCCAAAAUGCUGCUACCAAAUACUCCUGGGGUGGAUACGAGAACCAUUGAAAUCCUGUCGAACAUGAUCGAUGACAAUAUAGCCGCUGUGGUCAGGUCGGAUGACCUAAUAACUAAAUUUGCUGAGAAGUUAACCAUGAAACAUGGACAUAGCAGAGACCAAGAGAACUAUAUCAGGCAACGGUCAAGGGAGCUAGGAAGAAUGGUCCUCGAGUACAGAUCAAUGACAGGGGAGACCAAUGUCGAUCUUGCAAGUCUCAUACGUCCUGAGAAGUUUGUUGCAGUGACGUCUGCUACAAAACUGGCUGCAGGAUUUUGUGCUGAAAACAAUGUCUACAAAACCCCCAGUCUUGCAUUAAAGAUCGGACAUGGUCUGAAGACUUGUUGCGAGAUUCUACAAGGAAAAGCCAUUAUGACGCAGAACUCUGCCAUCAAGAAAAGUUGCAAGGCAUUCUUGACCCUGUAUGACCUUCAAUGGGGGAGCUAUGUAACUCACCAUGCACUAAGAAGUCUUCAAGAAGGAAGAAGAAAUAACCCAAAGUUGUUGCCACUUACCGAAGAUGUAGUCAAAUUUGCGAAACAUCUCAAGGGAGAAAUGCAUGCAAAAUUGAAUGGGCUUGAGAAAGAGAGCAACACCAACAGAAUUGCACAUGAAUGGCAUAAUCUUUCUGAAGUACUGCUGGCACAUAUUGUUGUCUUUAACAGGAAAAGACCUGGAGAGGUCUCAAAAAUGACCAUGCAAGAUUAUGAAAAUUGCUCGCAAGGAGAAGGUGGUAUAAUUGAUGGUGCUCUCAGCAAGUGGGAGAGAGCACUUUGUCGAGUUCUAUGGAGAGUCGAAAUCGUAGGAAAACGUUUGAGGACGGUGCCUGUACUUUUGACAACGACAAUGAAGAGGGCAAUGGACUUGUUGAAAGAGAGGAGAUGUGAGGCUGGCAUCGAGGAGAGCAACACAUAUGUGUUUGCUGGAUCAGGGGAAGGGCACCGGAGAGCAUGCGAUGCUAUCCGUGUUCAUUCCACCAAAUGUAAUGCUGAACAUCCAGAACAUCUCAGAGCAACACAUCUGAGAAAGCAAAUUGCCACUGUAGCCCAGAUUAUGAAUUUAAAGGAAAAUGAGCUAGAUGUCUUAGCUAAUUUCCUUGGGCAUGACAUCAGAACGCAUCGGGAAUACUAUAGACUCCCAGAUUCAACAGUGCAACUGGCGAAGGUUUCAAAAGUUCUUCUGAAGAUGGAGAGGGGAGAUCUUGAAGGUCUUGCCAAUAAAGGACUAGAGGAAGUGCAGUUGGAUCCCAGUGAAGAGUACAUCACUGAUGCCGAGUCAGAUUCUGAGGGUGAAGAUGUGCAGUCUGAUGAUUCACCUUUGGUGACUGUGAGGACAGAAGACUGUAGUGCCUACUCUGGGAAAUCAAAAAGUCCUUCUGAGAAUCAUCCAAUCAGGAAAGUCUGGACUUUGAAAGAGAAGACAACUGUCGCAGACCAUUUGGGCUCAUUUCUCCUAAGACGUACCCUACCAGGAAAGGCACAUAUUUUGAAACUCUUCAAUGCAGAGCCACAAACCUUUCGGGAUCGAUCUUGGACCAACGUGAAAGAUUUCGUUCGAAACCAGAUUCGGAAGAAGGAUGCAAUGGGAUUCUUGAAGAUGUAAAGUACAUUUAUGAAUGCUCAUCAUGAUACAUAUUAUAUAUACCUGUAGACAUUGUGACAUUUCUCCCAAAAGGGGAGGGGAGGGGGAUGUGGCAAUGGACUUAUCGUGUCAGGCUGUUGCCAAAUGAUUUGUUAUCAUUGUGUGCUUGUACAUAUAUGCAAAAUAAUUGGGGCACUUAAGUUAGACAGAAAAAAGAUAUGUUUGUUGCCUGACUUAAAAUUCGGCAAGAUCCCUUCUCCCUCCUCCCUUUUGGAAUUGGUUAAGUUCAUACAUGAAGGUUUAGGUUCAGAACUGAUGAUAUACAUGUACAUGAGAAAUGUGUAAUGUAUUGUAAUGCUGCUCAUGUAUGCAUUAUGAGAUGUCAUCAAACCCUAAAGACAAAAUUUAUUGUUGAUUUUUUUGGAGUAGAUAAUGCAGUCACUAGUUAAAUGUGGGAUACCCUCAGUUGAUUUCAUUGAUUACUUUAGUUCAUACGUGAAAGAUUCAUAUUAUGGAAGUAGUCUGUAUGUCCUGUUUCUUUUGUGAUUCUAUUUAAAGUUGAGACUUUGAAAAUGUGUAGUCACAUUUAAUUGGGUUUCGAGAAAUGUUGCACCAACAAAUAGAUUUCCUUUUGUUUAUGUAAAAUAUCUACAGUCGGUAUGGAAGUUCAUGUAGUGUAGCUCUAUUGAAGUAAGAAGCUAUCGAGUGAAAAACUGUUAAUUCAGCAACUUGGUGACAUGACUUUGCCCAUUCAUUAUAUGAAGGGUGAUGGAUGGGAACUUCAUAUAAGAGAAGCAAUAAUUAUAGGUAUAUAGAAUAUUUCAUGCUCUUCACUUGAAAUCUAAAUUUAUAUAUUAUGGUUUCAUUUGUUCUAGAUCAGUAUGAAAGAAACAAAUGUUCCCUAAAAGUUUCAUCGUUUGGUUUUUAAUGAAAGUUAUAUAAAUCCUCUCCACAUAAUAUAUGUACGACUUCAACAUUAUUUUGUGUAGAUAAAUGCGUUUAAUAGCAAUUCACCUCAUUUAAUUGAUGCAAUUGAUUUAAGCACUGUAGAUUUCAAAGAUGUAAUAU
Molecule: messenger RNA, 5741 nt
Organism: Strongylocentrotus purpuratus (purple sea urchin)
Lineage: Eukaryota; Metazoa; Echinodermata; Echinoidea; Camarodonta; Strongylocentrotidae
Exons: 9
Coding region: 1128-4694 (1188 amino acids)
Molecular function (GO): protein binding
Source: RefSeq, a predicted model, not a curated record